Messenger RNA from Branchiostoma floridae (Florida lancelet), 2808 nucleotides. RefSeq names its product death-associated protein kinase dapk-1-like. The transcript has 18 exons. Gene Ontology annotation, molecular function: protein binding. Gene Ontology annotation, biological process: signal transduction. The coding region runs from base 1 to 2808 and encodes 935 amino acids. The record is from RefSeq and is a predicted model, not a curated record. Lineage: Eukaryota; Metazoa; Chordata; Leptocardii; Amphioxiformes; Branchiostomatidae.
AUGAACCGGCGUGACUUCCUCCAGGCUGCCCAGGAUGGAGAUGUAGAGAAAGUCCGGAGGUGGCUGGAGGAAGGACUGGACGUCAAUACAAAGGAUUAUUACGGAGACACAGGACUGUAUGAGGCAUGUAAAAAAGACCAUGACAAGGUUGUGGCGCUGCUCAUCAAGAACGGAGCUGAUCUCAAUGUGACUAACAAAGACGGAUUCACAGGUCUGUAUGUAGCGUGUAGAGGAGGUUAUGACAAGGUUGUUGAACUGCUCAUCAAGAACGGAGCUGAUCUCAAUGUGAUUAACGAGAACGGAGACACAGGUCUGCAUUUAGCGUGUUACAAUGGACAUGACAAGGCUGUUGAGAUGCUAAUCAAGAACGGAGCUGACGUCAAUGUGACUGACAACCUCGGAAGCACAGGUCUGCAUUUAGCGUGUUACAGAGGUGAUGACAAGGUUGUUGAGCUGCUCAUCAAGAACGGAGCUGACGUCAAUAUGACUGACAAGAAUGAAUACACAGGUCUGCAUAGGGCGUGUGGAGAAGGUCAUGACAAGGUUGUGGAGCUGCUCAUCAAGAACGGAGCUGAUGUCAAUGUAACUAACAGGUAUGGAUUCACAGGUCUGCAUGUAGCGUGUAGAGAAGGUCAUGACAAGGUUGUGGAGCUGCUCAUCAAGAACGGAGCUGGUCUCAAUGUGACUAACAAGGACGGAAACACAUGUCUACAUUUAGCGUGUAAAAGAGGUCAUGACAAGGUUGUGGAGCUGCUCAUCAAGAACAGGGCUGAUCUUAAUGUGACUAACAAGAUAAACAAGCGCCCGGUUGACGUUGCUGCAGGACUGGGCAGUGAUACACAAUUAUUGCUGGAGACUGAAACACGGAAGCAGGCGGAGUACAGCGAGCUGGUCUCCUCCGUGGGGUCUGAGGAGGGGACAACAGUCAAACUGUUUCUCUGUGGAGACGGGCAGACAGGCUUCAUCGUGGGUGCUCUCUGGAACAUCAGGAGGAAGUUCAGAAGACAAGACGUUUUUAACCCCACCCCGGGGGUGCAUGUAUCCAUUGAAGUCGUGCCGGGAAUCGGGAGACUCAGUCUGCACGACUUCGCGGGACAGGCGCAGUUCUACGUCACACACGCCAUGCUGCUCCGCACCACUAACGCCAUCUUCCCUGUCGUCUACAAAAUCACGGAUGGGGAGGACGAACAGAAACAGCAGGUCCAUGGUUGGCUGAGUUUUAUCCACUGCAGUAACGCAGAUCCCACCAACAAACCCCGGAUUGUCCUGAUCGCCAGUCAUGCAGACAAGCUACAGGACCGGAAAGCAGGUCGGCGCCAGGCCAAGGCUCUAGUGGAGUACUACAGGAAACUGUUCCAGGAGUCACUGAUUGUGUCACAGGAGGUGUUCCUGAUUAACUGUCUGGAAGCAGGGUCUCCUGAGAUUCAGCGGCUGCGAGAGGUGCUGGGAACAUUUAAAGACGACAUGCUGAAGCAAAGAACACAGAUUCCUAAGGUCUGUGUCCAGUUGUCGAAGACCAUCGAAGGUUGGAGAGAGGAGAGAAAGACGUUCCCGGUGAUGGGAUGGCAGGACUACCUAGCUGCUGUCAGGCAGGCAUGUAUCUACAUUGAGGAACGUAUUGCAGAGCUGGCGUCAUCGGGGAAGCAAGGGGAUGAGGUAGAGGUGGGGUUGAAAGCACCUUGUGGGCUGACGGAGUCACUGAGAGUAUGCUACAACUUCCCUAUUGUCAAGAUCGCCCGGACAGCUGAGGACUACGUCACCCUUGAGGAGCUCACCCGUGUCUUCAGUGCCGUUGCCGACAUCCCUCUGCUGAUCAAACUCCUGCAGGACUUCCAGCUCUGCCACACGUACGACGAAGUCACCUUGAUCAUCCCCAGCCUGCUGCAGCAGGAGAUGGAAGAGGCGGCGUGGUCUCCUGUGUCCAGCAAGGCUGUCUACUUCGGUCUGCAGAUCCGAGGCCGCACGGAGAUCGACAGCUUCUCGUGCGACCUGUUCCCGCGGCUGCAGACGCUGCUGAUGCAGGCGCACCCGGACAAGCUCAGUCGGCCUCUCCUGUGGAAAAACAGCGCCAAAUGUACCGACAAGAAGGCCGACGCGCUGCUGCAGAUCACACAGGACAAGAGGCAGCUCAACAUCUUCGUCAGGAGCAACGAUGGCAACAGGGAGGACUGCAACUCCAUCAUGGACCUCCUGAAGGACAUGACGUACCGCCUGCUGCACGAGACCAGCCCCGGAGCCAGGUCACGGGACAUGGUACUCAGCGCCCUGGACCUCCGGGAGCACAGUCGAGAGCCUCACGCCUACAGCAGGGCAGAGGUGGAGGCGGCGGCAGCAAAGGGCGAGAACCUCGUCCAUCCUGAGAGGAACGUCCCGGAGAAGGUCAAGGAUCUCCGGCUGAAACUAGGAUACAUGGAAGGUUAUAUGUCAAAGUGCUUCGGCAAAGUCAUACGUGGCACCAGCGCUGAUUGGGACAACUUGGCAUGGGAGCUGAACUUCGAGGAAAACGAGAUACGAGUGAUACGAGAAAUGGAACAUGACUGCGACCGCAGGUGCAGAGAGAUGCUGGAACGGUGGAGGAACAGAGAAGGAGAAGCUGCUAAUGUUCAAGCUCUGAAGAAGGCUCUCAUCAAAAUUGGGCACAGGCUCACUGCAGAAACUUUGGAAGCGCGCGAGCUGCUGGACAUUCUGGAGGCCAAAGGUGAAAGGGCAUGUGUCAAGUUCUACGCAGUCCUUAAAUUGUGUGAUAAGUUUGCUGCAAGCCUCAUAGUGGAGGAAGAAAUGUCUGAGGAGGGGGCUACAGCAAGUUAG